Molecule: messenger RNA, 4601 nt
Organism: Calidris pugnax (ruff)
Lineage: Eukaryota; Metazoa; Chordata; Aves; Charadriiformes; Scolopacidae
Gene: MICALL1
Product: MICAL like 1
Exons: 16
Coding region: 45-2837 (930 amino acids)
Biological process (GO): actin filament bundle assembly
Cellular component (GO): actin cytoskeleton; plasma membrane
Molecular function (GO): actin filament binding
Source: RefSeq, a predicted model, not a curated record
GGCGGCGGCGGGCGGCGGCGGCAGUCGGAGCGGCGGCCGCCCCCAUGUCGGGCCCGCGGGGCGCCCUGCAAGCCUGGUGCCGGCGGCAGUGCGAGGGGUACCCCGGCGUGGAGAUCCGCGACCUCAGCGCCUCCUUCCGCGACGGCCUGGCCUUCUGCGCUAUCCUCCACCGGCACCGGCCCGACCUGCUAGACUUUGAUUCCCUCUCCAAGGAUGACGUCUACGAGAAUAACCGCUUGGCCUUUGAAUUGGCAGAGCGGGAGCUGGGCAUCCCAGCCCUGUUAGAUCCCAAUGACAUGGUCUCCAUGAAAGUCCCUGAUUGCCUCAGCAUCAUGACUUACGUGUCUCAGUAUUACAACCAUUUCAACAACCCCAGCCAAGCCAGAGUCCCUCCGCCUAUGAAGCGCUCAGCUGCUGCCUCCUCGCCUCCUCUGCUGUCCCACAAGAAGCCUGUGGCUGCGGUCGAGAGUCCCCCGGCACCACAGGACGAUGCUCCCUCAGACGGGCCGGAGCAGUCCCAGCGCAGCACGCUCAGCAGUACCUGCGCAGCCUGCCAGCAGCACGUCCAUCUGGUCCAGCGCUACCUGGCCGAGGGCAAGCUCUACCACCGCCAGUGCUUCAGAUGUAAGGAGUGCUCCAGCACGCUGCUCCCGGGGUCAUACAAGCCUGGGUCAGAGGCAGGGACUUUCGUCUGCACGCAACAUCGUGGUAAAUUGACCAUGAGUGGAAAGACAGAGAGGAGGCCCAGCCCAGACCGACGGUCGCCAGAGCUAAGAACUGAAACUGGGGCGGGCAGCGUGGGUGAGGACACCGUCCCCGCAGGAGCAGAGGUGGGGAAGGAUGAUGGUGACUCCCUGGAGAGCAUUGCAGAGACCCGUGUGCCUGUGGAGGGGCUUGCCAGCCCAGUGGAGAAGGACAGCACGCCCAGCAAAGCAGAGACAGCGGUGCCCCUUGCCCAUGCAGGCAGCGGGGCACCCGUCUCCCAAACUCCCCCCAGACCUCCCCUUCCGAGCAAGCCCACCGUGCUCCCCCAGGACAAAGCGACCUCACUGGACGGACGGCUCAGAGACACACGGCCCACCCCUGCCCCGAGAAGGGCCACCGAUGCGUCAGCCCUCUCCCCUCCAGCCUCUCACCCUGUCCCCCGGCCCAGGUCCACUCUCCAGGGUGAGGGCAGCGAAUAUGGGCCUGGCAUGGUGAACGGUAGGGUACCUGAACCCAGCCCCCCUGUCCCAAAACCCCGAGGGAGACCCUGCUCCUCUGAUCGUGCUGGAGCUGCUGCAAGAGCCAAGGACCCACCAUGGAUAGCCUUAGUGCAAGCAGAGCCCAAGAAGAAGCCAGCUCCCCCUCCUCCCCCAGGCAGCAGCCAUGAGACUCCAAGCAGGACUUCAGAGGAGGAGGAUGGGGAGGGGGUGGGGAAAGCCAGGAGUGAGGAGAACAAGCCUGAUGUCACAGAGCCCAAACCAUACAACCCCUUUGAGGAGGAGGAGGAAGAGGAGAGUGCUGCUGCCCAAAAGAGCACGCCUGAGCAGGAGCAGAGUGAGAUUGCUGCCAAGCCUCUCCACCCCUGGUACGGCAUCACUCCCAACAGCAGCCCGAAGGCGAAGAAGCGGCCAGCUCCACGAGCCCCCAGUGCUUCCCCGCUAGCCCACCACCCUAUCUCCAGGCUGUCGCACUCUGAGCCAUCGUCCUCCACCCCGUCUCCAGCGCUCAGCCUCGAGAGCAUCAACUCUGAGAGUUCAGCCAAGGUGCUGGGUGAAGCCGAUGAGGCCCUGGUUCCCAAAAGCUCUUCCGAGCCCACCGUCCACACGCCGACAGCCACCAAGACCUCUAGCACUGACAGGCCACUGGCCAGCAUCUGCUCCGGUGAAAGUCCUGCUGCCCCGGCCAGUCUCUCCACCAACUCCUCCUUCUCGUCCUCCAGCGAGCUGGCCAACUUCAGUGGGGAGGCGCAGCCCAGCACCCCACACACCAGCAGGAGUAUCUCCACUGGCAGCUUAAAGACCAGCCCCAGCCGGGUGCCUCCCAAGCCUCCUGCUGGGGCUAGCCCUACACCCAUCCUCUUGGCUUCAGAUGGAGGUGCUGGGAGCCCUAAGACCCCCUCCUCGCCCAAACCACAGCUGAAGUCUUCCUGCAAAGAGAACCCCUUCAACCGGAAGCCAUCGCCUGCCGCCUCUCCCUCUGCAAAGAAACCUCCCAAGGGCUCCAAGCCAGUGCGUCCUCCUGCACCGGGUCAUGGCUUCCCCCUGAUCAAACGCAAGGUGCAGACAGAUCAAUACAUUCCUGAGGAAGACAUCUAUGGGGAGAUGGAUGCCAUCGAGCACCAGCUGGACCAGCUGGAGCACCGUGGGGUGGCCUUGGAGGAAAAACUUCGCAGCGCUGAGAAUGACAGCCCUGAGGACAGCCUGCUGGUGGACUGGUUCAAGCUCAUCCAUGAGAAGCACAUGCUGGUGCGCCACGAGUCAGAGCUCAUCUACAUCUUCAAGCAGCAGAACCUGGAGCAGCGGCAGUCGGAUGUGGAGUAUGAGCUGCGUUGCCUCCUCAACAAGCCGGAGAAGGACUGGACCGAUGAGGACCGAGGAAGAGAGAAGGUGCUGAUGCAGGAGCUGGUGACCAUCAUUGAGCAGAGGAACGCCAUUGUGAACUGCCUGGAUGAGGACCGGCAGAGAGAAGAGGAGGAGGAUAAAAUGUUGGAAGCCAUGAUUAAAAGGAAAGAAUUUCACAAGGAGACGGAGACAGAGAGCAAGAAGAAAGGCAAAUUCAAGCCCAUGAAGGUGCUUAAGCUGCUGGGCAACAAGCACGACUCCAAGAACAAGUCGCCCAAGGAGAAAAGCUAGAGCGGGGGAACACCAGCAGCGGGGGGGUGUGCUGCCCAACUGCCCUGGCCUCUGGGCAGCUCGAUGGGAUGCUGCCAGGAAGGAGGGAGGCUUGUGUCCCUCCGCUCCCCUUGCCUCUCCCCCCGCUCCCUCCCCAGGCACCGGAGCUCCUGUCCCAGGGAGGUGCCAGCCCUCUGCCCGGAGCGGGGGUCUGACCAAAGCGCUCCCCUUCCCGAGGCUGCAGAGGAGCCCGGCUGUCCCCUCCGUGAAGCCUUGCUAAUGAAGCGGGGAGAAGAUGGAUUCGCUUUGCGGAUACGUCACCCCGUUGCGUGUUCUUGUUAUUAACUGAGAAGCAAGCCAAGGAGUUUGGUGUUUGUGGGAAAAACUUGCACUAACUGCCCCCCAUCCCUUCUCCCGCUCUAACUGUGACAGUUCCACGUGCCUCCGACCUCUGCCAGGAGGGGACUGGGCCUGCCUGUCCCUCUCUGCCCGCUCUUGUCCCUUUCCUGACCCAUUUUUAACUUCAGGAGAAAACUCUGGCAUUAGAAUCGGGAUUCUUUAGGUUUUACUGGCCUAAACUAAAAUGUUAAGAAAACACUCUCGCAUCACAAGGCUCUAGAGCCACGGCCAAAAAAAUAACUGGUGCCCUAUUUAUUUUGAGCUGUCCCCUCCCUCAGGCACCAGGGCUGGGUGGGCUCCGUUACAGGGCUGAGAGGACCCCAGGGGACGGGUGUACAGCUGCUGGGACGCAGCUCGCUCUCCCUACUCAGGACAUCUUACCCCCCCGCUGCUGCUAAACACCGCUGACUCUGCUGCUUUUGGGGGGAGGGAGGAACAUUCCUUUUCCAGGCAAGGGCAGAAAAGCUCAAGACUGACUCAGUGCCGGCAAGGGACACUAAGCUGGUGUCCCUGCUUACCAGUGCCACCCUUGAGCGGCUGGGGAGAGAGGCACGGUCACAACUGACCUUUACCCAGCUUCAUCUGCGUAUACUUUAAAAGUGUGCAGGGGUUGGCUGGUUAUUUUUUACACCUUUCCUUUACUAGAGGAAUUCAAACCCACCCUAAAACUUUUUAAACCCCUUAUUUUAUUUGUCAUGUGUGUGUGCGUGUGUGUGUACAAUGGAGGAGGGAAUGGAGGGGGGCGGUGUUCUUCCAACCAUCCCUUUUUCCUUCCAUUUUUGUUUCCUGCCUUCUCCUCCAAGGCGAGGAGCUAUUUAUUGAAUUAUUGGAUCAGUCUGAAUUAGUGUUUCAUGGGUGUCUGGUUGGUCAGCUGUUCAUCAUGCCUUCUCAUUAGCAAAUUAGACAUAACCAGCCCCCAGCAAACUGCUGCAGUCCCUUCUAAAACCCCAACAGGCUUUAGCCAAAAGGCUCUCAGAGCCGUGCCUUGCAAGGGGGCUGGCGUAGCAUUCUGGAAAGGGAUCCUCAUUCCCCAAAAACCUGAGGGACCUGAGCCCCUCCUCAAUCCCAGCGUGGUCCCUGUGGCUGAGAGGUGACAAGCUCAGCCCCACGCUGGUGACACCAUCUCGCUGUUGCCGUGCCCCAGGCAGGCUGUAGAGGAGCAGUGGUAGGAGAGGUGGAGAUGGCAAAGCACAACUUUUCUCCAAGGAGAAACAAAUCUGCUUUAGAGCCUGCUGUCGCCUCACUGUUGCCAAAGGCCAUGGGGAUCGCUGCAGCCUGACACCCCUUGGCCCCACACCCGGUCAGAAAACUCUGAUUUGUAAAUCAUACUGUACUAACUCUAUUCACCUGAACAGAAAUAAAAGAAACCAUGGAUUUAAAAACUGA